AAAAGUUCCACGAAUUUUGUUUUGCGUAGUUUAUUAUUGCGUCAAUGUGAACAAGUUGUAAAUUUGACUAUGUUAAUUAGUUUUAGCAAUUCAUACCCAUAAACAAUAGUGUAUACGUGGUAGGCAAUGUUAGCACUUUAGACGGUUUGAAAUAUCGACAUGCCAAUUCUUGUACCACAGACACACAAAAGUCAGUCUUUUUGUAAAUCGUGUAAAAAUAUCUGAGUUUUACUGCAUUUGACUUUAGCUUGGUAACAUUUAAUACUAACUGCUUUAAAGAGUAAAGUUAAAGGAAUUUGAACAAAAUGCUUUCAUCUAAAGUUCCUGUGUUGAGCACUACAGUUAUGCGUGGUGUGUUGGUGUCAAAGUUUGGGGAUCCUGAUGUGCUGGAAAUCAGAAGAGAUUUGCCGAUUCCAAAACCAGAAGCAAAUGAAGUUCUUGUGAAAGUUGCUGCUGUAGGUGUUAAUCCUGUGGAUACAUACAUAAGGUCAGGUAACUAUGCCAGGCUGCCUGUUCUACCUUACAUACCAGGCAAUGACAUGGCAGGAACUGUUGUGUUUGCUGGGGCUGAUGUUAAGAAUGUAAAAGAGGGAGAGAGAGUUGCAUCUUUCAUGCAUGUGAAGUCGGGGGCAUAUGCCGAGUAUUGUGUUGUAAACUCAAACUGGCUUGUAUCAUUACCUGAUGAUUAUGACUUCAGGAAAGGUGCUGCCGUUGGCACUCCAUACUUUACUGCAUAUAGAGCUCUGUUCACUAAAGGAAAUGCCAAACCAAGUGAUAUUGUAUUGGUACAUGGGGCAAGUGGUGGCGUGGGAAUGGCAGUGUGCCAGUUCGCUCUUUCUCAAGGUAUAACAGUGUAUGGAACAGCUGGUUCUGAUGAAGGAAUAAAGGCAGUUCGUACACAAGGCAUCAAGAAAGUAUUCAACCAUAGAGAAGAAGGUUAUACAGAAAAAAUUAUGAAAGCAACUGGUGGCAAGGGCCCUGAUCUGAUAAUUGAAAUGCUUUCCAAUGUAAACCUUAACAGAGACCUACAGAUGCUUGCUCCCAAUGGGAGAGUAAUAAUUGUUGGAUGCAGAGGACCGAUUGAGAUCAAUCCCAGGCUAAUGAUGGGAAAGGAAAGUCGUGUUGAAGGGGUUGGACUUUUCGUCACCCCUCAGAACGAUUUUUCAAACAUGAGCAAAAUCAUAACUGCUGGAUUAAAACAGGGCUGGUUAGACCCAGCAGUGGGAUCAGAGUAUUCAUUAAAUAGUGCCGAAAAAGCACAUAAGGAUAUUAUUCAUAACAAAGGUGCUCAGGGAAAAAUGGUGCUAAUUGUUUAACAUAUUUGAACUUGCAUUGUUAAAACAGUGGUGCUGGUGGGUAAUGUAAUUAGUAUUGAAAAUAGACUUGAUUCUAGUUACCUGCCUUAAUAAGUUAAAUAUAGAUCAUUAGAUUACUAUGCAAUUACCCUGCUUUUAAUAGCUUAUUGUUUUAAUGUUUAUUACAGAUCCUAAAAGAUAGCUGCCAAAACCAAAUCAUAAUAUUAUAUAUAUACAUUUAUAGUAUACACUCCUAUAGACCUUUUCUAAACAAUUUAAAAGUGCAUAUAAAAAUAAACCAAAAGAGAAAAAAGAAUAAUUGUGCUUAUAAAGACACAUUAUUAUAAGUUAUACAAUCUUUUUGGCAUUUAGUUUUAGUUUAAAUUUAUUACACAAAACAAAUAAUAAAUAUGAGUAUGGGUGAACACUGAACUGCAUCGUUUUUUUGCA
Messenger RNA from Ciona intestinalis (vase tunicate), 1745 nucleotides. RefSeq names its product quinone oxidoreductase. Lineage: Eukaryota; Metazoa; Chordata; Ascidiacea; Phlebobranchia; Cionidae. Gene Ontology annotation, molecular function: quinone reductase (NADPH) activity; NADPH binding; mRNA 3'-UTR binding. Gene Ontology annotation, cellular component: cytosol. The record is from RefSeq and is a predicted model, not a curated record.